Molecule: messenger RNA, 774 nt
Organism: Hyaloscypha bicolor E
Lineage: Eukaryota; Fungi; Ascomycota; Leotiomycetes; Helotiales; Hyaloscyphaceae
Exons: 2
Coding region: 1-774 (257 amino acids)
Biological process (GO): positive regulation of DNA-templated transcription, elongation; positive regulation of transcription by RNA polymerase I
Cellular component (GO): CTDK-1 complex
Source: RefSeq, a predicted model, not a curated record
AUGGACCCGUUCGAGGUGCGGAUCCGCUUCACGGGCCUGCUGCAGCACCUGAACGCCAGCCUGACGAGCGCGAAUAAGGCAGCGCAGUAUGCGUUGAAGUAUCGCGAUAUGGAUGAGGAUUUACAUAGCUGUAUUUUGGAGCAGUUGGAGCGUAACACAAUGAACAUCCGAGCAAACAUCAUGUACUUCCUAGAGUACCUCUGCGACAUGGCCGCCCGCGAAAACCACUGGGACUACGUACGCAUGAUCCAGAGGGACAUCCUUCGCAUUGUCGAUGCCGUAGCCCCCGAAGACGGUUCCGGCGCCGCCAACGUAAAGGUCGUUCGUAAAGUCCUCAAAGCCCUGGAAAUCAAGACAUUCUUGCUUGCACAAACUGUAGGAGAGAUUGAAGAGUGUUUGAAAGAGAGAGAUAUUGCGCCUGACACGGUGGGAUUGUCAAGUCCUUUGGGACCACAGGAGGGUAGGAAUGGGGAUAGCAAGGAAGCGAGUACUCCGACUGGGAAAGGAGCAAGGGGAACCCCGUUUGGGAAGUUAGAUCGCAAACAAGCUGAACAGAGAAUUGAGGAGGAUAGAGAGAGGCAUAAGAGGCAAAGAGAGACGGCAUGGGCGGUUUCGAGGGACGAGAAUGAGUUUGAGCGAGUUUGGAAUGAGACGGGAGACUUGGGGGAGGAUGACUUUGAGAUGUGGAAGGAAGAGGCUGAAGAGAGGACCCGUGCUGGGAGAGAGUGGAAGGAGGAGUAUCUUGGACGAAUUGGAGGUGGUGGUGGCGAGUGA